GUCUCAGAAGACAGGGCCUGCUCAAGUCUCAAAGCGUCUACCUCUGGGCAGACAUGUCAAAGCAAGCACAGCUUAUGGAGUUGCUGAAGAAGGAGGUGAGAUCGCUGCUGAUGGCUGCUAAAGAGGGCUUGACCCCAGCACAACUGGAGGAGGAGUACGUGACCAUGAUUGGCAAACCUCUCCCUUUAUAUGACCUGGGCUUCCAAUCCACCUUGGAGCUGGUGGCAGCUAUGCCUGAAGUUGUCAGAAUCUGUCCUUAUGAGAAAGACAUUUUUAUCCUCAAAGCCAUUGCAGAUGAGACCACCAAGGGGAUUGCCAAACUGGUUGCCAGACAGAAGAGAAAUGCUAGGGCAGGGAAGAGUGCUGCUGCCAAGGCAGGUGCUGCUUCUCCCUCUAAGAAUCCCCAGGGUUUCCGUCGGAGCAGGGCUCCUGUCCUGCCAGCGACAGUGAAAGCUGAGCUGCAGGAUCUACUGAGUUCCUCGCCACUUCUGCUCUUGGACUUUGAUAAGGCCUUCUUCAGACGCUUUGGCCGGGCAUUCCAGUAUACGCAAUAUGGAUUUUUCUCCAUGUUUGAAGUCCUCAGAAGCGUGUCUGAUAUCAUCACGGUUGAGCAGACAAGAGCAGGUUCCUUGCUGACCCUGAAGAAGUACAUGGCGAGUGAGAUAGAGAAGGAAGAGGUGCCGCAGGGCGAGGCGCAGGAAGGAGUGCUGCAAGCACCACCUGCAGUUGAGAUGCCUCCAUUGGAACCCUGCUAUGAGAAAGAUUGCUUCCACCUGACAGAGGAAGAGAAGGCAGAGCCAGUGGAAACACAAGCAGUAAAUUUGGGUGGUGGCCUCAAACAACUUCAAGAUUUGGAGCAGUUCCUACUAGAGAAGAUGAUAAUGACUCCAGAAAUCCCCCCAGAUGCUGUUCAGGACAGAAGCCUUUGCAGUUUACCACCACUGGGGAGAAGGUACUUGGUGGGAGUCUUUGUGGAGUUCGUUGUCUCUCCAAGCCAGUUCUAUAUCCACGUCUGCAGCAAGGAAACGUCUGAUAAACUGCUGGAUAUGAUGAUUGAGAUGAGACACUGUUACUCAAAUAAAAUUGUUUCUGAUCGUUAUAUUAUGCCUGAGUCUUCAGUACAGCCUGGACAGCUUUGCUGUGUAAUGUCUGGAAAAUGGUGGUACCGUGUUAUCAUCCACCGUGUGAUCAAUGACCAAGAAGUAGAGGUGUUCUACACAGAUUAUGGAAACCUCGAAAUUGUCCGGAAGUAUUGGCUGAGAUUCCUCAAGUGGUCCUACUUGAAGCUCCCUGCUCAGGCCAUCCCAUGCUCCUUGGCACGGGUAAAACCCGUGGAGGGCACAUGGUCCAAUGCAGCAACUCUCCUAUUCAAGAAGCUGUGUGGCUCCAAGCUACUUGUGGGCAUCGUGGAUGAAUAUGUGAACGGCAUUUUGCAUCUCUUUCUGUGCGACACAUCCACCAAGGAGGAUGUCUACUUCCACUGUGUCUUGAGGGAUGGGGGAUGUGCUGAUGUCUGCACAGAGAACGUUCCUUCCCAGGGAUUCAAGGAACUGAAUCCUUCAGCCUUAUAUAUUCAGCCCUAUGGAAAGCAGGAGAAUGCUGAACUGGUGGAGCCAGACCUUCACUUACAGCAGGAAUCUCUAGGUGCAGAUAGUGAAACAGCAACCUCAAAGCUGGAUGGGGAUGAGCUGUGUGACCAGGAACACCUGCCUGCUAAGAAGGAGACAUGGGAUGAUGCGUGGCCACUCUUGGAUGAAGUGAGUGUCCCAAGUACAACAGACCAAGGCCCUGAACUCGUGCAGGAGAAUACAAAUGAAACUCCUGCAGAGCUUAUGGCAGUGGCUAAGUGUUCUGGUUCGGGAAACGACAACGCUGAGACACCUCAUUCUCCUGGAGAGUCCUCAAUGCCAGCUGUCUUACUCAAGCCAGUGGAAGACACUUACACCUCCUUUAUCGACUCCAAGCAACCAGCAGAAAUGAGCCAAGAUGACCCUGAUCAGAUGGAAAGAUUUUCCAACAAGGCCCAACUUGGUGAAGCUGUACAUCCCUCUGUUCUACUUAUGGCAAUACCGUUUAUGCUGGACCACCGUAACAAUGAAGAGAAAAUGAAGAACAAAGACCUUCCCGGGAGUCUUGCGGUUGGCCUGUGCAGUGCCAGUGGGCUGUCUGACCAGAGGCCAUCUCAGAAACUGUAUGUCCCUCGUACCACCCUGUCUGCGGUGUUGGCAGCUGCACGCUUGGCCGCUUCCAGUGACUACUUCCAGUGGCUCCCCAGCGUGAGAAAGAAAGUGUGAGAAGAGGGGAGAAGCUGGAGCAGCUGCCAGGGAAGGCUGCCUAGGGCAGCAAAGGCCCUCUGUGUGACCGUGCUAUCGUUUGCUUUGUUCAGAAACAUUUAAUCCCUUGAAAAACUUGGAGUCUGACAUAUCUCAGAUGUCCCCAGUAUGAGUGAUAUAUGUUAUUUUUACUUUCAGGAAAAUAGUUUGGUUUUGUUGUACUGGUGUUGUAUGUACUGAUUUUUUGUUCUUUAAUGUAAUGGUUCAGGAGAACAUUUAAGUGUCACAUUGUAUUAUAUAUCCUUUAAGUUUAGGAGAAGGAAACUGGCUACCUAUCCCUCCCUCCUUCAGAGCUCGAGCAGUUUUGACAUUGUGUGGGGAGAUGUUUUUGUUUAACACAGUGGAUGCUGUACACACCCCUUGCUGUUAGGAGCAGUGAUGGUAUCCCAGCUCAGACCUCAGUCCAUGGAAGUGCUGAUAACUUGCAAAAAGAAAUGUCCUUCUCCAAGAAGAAGACGCUCUGAUUUGUUGGUGAAUUAGGAUGCCACACACAUGAAGUGUCAGGAAUCCCAUGUUACAGAUACCAAAUGAGAUCUAGAAAGAAUCCAGUGAGAGAAAGCUUGAAGCUUGACGCCGGCUGUGUCUAUGUAGUUCCUUGCCUGGGGCAAGAAAUCCUUUUUUGUUAAUGUUUGUUAAUGCAGAGAAAAGCUGUGAAAAUAGAAGUGCCCUCGUUAUGAAUGAUGGCAUUCAGCAGGUUUGCUGGUGCCUAGACUGUUCCUCAGGUCUUCUGGGGCUUCGAGGGCUGCUCUGUGCCCACCUGCAAACCACCAAAAAAAAGCUCGAGAUAAGGUUUAACAUUUGUAUUGGAAUGGAUAAAAACCCAGCAUAAGAAAUUUGUUGACUGGACUAGAUGAUCUUUAAAGCUCUCUUCCAACCCAAACAA
Tyto alba (common barn owl) is the source of this 3216-nucleotide messenger RNA. RefSeq names its product tudor domain containing 5 (gene TDRD5). Gene Ontology annotation, biological process: spermatogenesis; germ cell development. The transcript is spliced from 12 exons. Lineage: Eukaryota; Metazoa; Chordata; Aves; Strigiformes; Tytonidae. Bases 54 to 2294 code for a protein of 746 amino acids. The record is from RefSeq and is a predicted model, not a curated record.